Thunnus maccoyii (southern bluefin tuna) is the source of this 3600-nucleotide messenger RNA. Its product is annotated as copine-9-like. Gene Ontology annotation, biological process: cellular response to calcium ion. Gene Ontology annotation, molecular function: calcium-dependent phospholipid binding. The transcript is spliced from 21 exons. NCBI's taxonomy places the organism in Eukaryota, Metazoa, Chordata, Actinopteri, Scombriformes, Scombridae. Gene Ontology annotation, cellular component: plasma membrane. The record is from RefSeq and is a predicted model, not a curated record. The coding region runs from base 336 to 2051 and encodes 571 amino acids.
GUUGUGGAGGUCUCUGCCUCCACCUGGCGAUGGAUGUAGAGAAAUAAGGAGCAGAGGAGCUUCUGGAUCCGUGUCUGCGCUCCGGUGUAUCUCUCUCUCUCCCCCAUCUCGCCAUGAAUGAAAGCCUCAUCUUCAGGUAUGCCUCCUAACCCUCAACUGCGCUCCAGCGACCGUCAGCAGCAACAACUAUACUACCGGAGCCCACCGAUCUACUCUCCGUCUCUCAUCCUCGGGUGGAUGGAACAAACAAAUUAUAGCCACAGGGAAAUUAGUGCUGUAAUAUAAGUGUGAACUUAAAGGAUUGAGAAGAAGUUAUUAAAAAAAAAACCUCAGCCAUGGCGACAAUAGGAGAUUUCGACCCACUCAACUCCACCGUACCUGCGACAAAGAUUGAAAUCACCGUUUCCUGCAGAAACCUGUUGGACAUGGACACCUUUUCUAAGUCAGAUCCAGUGGUGGUGUUGUACGUUCAAGGCCUUGGGACCAAGGAGUGGAGGGAGUUUGGUCGGACAGAAGUGAUCGAUAACACACUGAACCCCGACUUCGUGAGGAAAUUUGUCCUUGAUUUCUUCUUUGAAGAGAAGCAGAACCUUCGCUUUGAUGUGUACAAUGUGGAUACCAGGAGCUCCAACCUUUCGAAACAUAAGGACUUCCUGGGUCAGAUGUUCUGUACAUUGGGGGAGAUCAUCGGCUCGACUGGCAGCAGACUGGAAAGGACGCUCUCUGGGAUUCCUGGGAAGAAGUGCGGAACCAUCAUCUUCACAGCCGAGGAGCUCAGUAACUGCCGGGACAUAGCCACCAUGCAGUUCUGUGCCAACAAGCUGGACAAAAAGGAUUUCUUUGGCAAGUCUGACCCUUUCCUGGUCUUCUACCGCAGCAACGAGGAUGGGACGUUCACCAUCUGCCACAAGACUGAGGUGAUCAAGAACAAUCUGAACCCUGUUUGGCAGUCGUUUACAAUCCCUGUUCGAGCGCUUUGCAAUGGAGACUAUGACAGGACAGUCAAGGUGGACGUUUACGACUGGGACCGAGACGGGAGUCAUGACUUUAUCGGAGAGUUCACCACCAGCUACAGAGAGCUGUCCAGAGGCCAGAGUCAGUUCAAUGUCUACGAGGUUUUGAAUCCUAAAAAGAAAGGCAAGAAGAAGAAAUACGUCAAUUCAGGGACGGUGACUCUGUUGUCUUUCAAAGUGGAGUCAGAAUACACAUUUGUCGACUUCAUCAGAGGAGGGACACAACUCAAUUUCACAGUGGCCAUAGACUUCACAGCAUCCAACGGUAACCCCUCGCAGCCCACCUCUCUGCACUACAUGAGUCCCUACCAGAUGAAUGCGUACGCCAUGGCGCUGAAGGCUGUGGGGGAGAUCAUCCAGGACUACGACAGUGACAAACUCUUCCCAGCCUACGGCUUUGGAGCCAAACUUCCCCCCGACGGCAAGAUCUCCCAUGCCUUCCCACUGAACUCAAAUAUAGAAAACCCAAACUGUGUGGGGAUCGAAGGUGUACUUGAAUCUUACUUCCAGAGCCUGCGAAGUGUUCAGCUGUACGGCCCAACCAACUUUGCUCCUGUCAUCCAGCAGGUGGCUCGAUGUGCUGAAGAGGUGACUGACGGCUCCCAGUACUUUGUGCUGCUGAUGAUCACAGACGGCGUCAUCUCAGACAUGGCUCAGACCAAAGAGGCUGUGGUCAAUGCAGCGGCCCUGCCCAUGUCCAUCAUCAUAGUAGGAGUGGGCCCUGCUGAAUUUGAUGCUAUGGAGGAGCUGGACGGGGAUGAGGUCAGAGUGUCCUCCAGGGGACGCUUUGCUGAGAGAGACAUCGUCCAGUUUGUUCCUUUCCGGGACUACAUAGACCGAUCAGGGAAUCAGGUAUUGAGCAUGGCGCGGCUGGCCAAGGACGUCCUGGCGGAGAUCCCCGACCAGCUUCUGUCCUUUAUGAAGAGCCGAGGGAUCGAACCUCGGCCCCCCCUGCCCGCCACCUCCAACUCCCCUUUAAUGGGCACCACCAACACAACCACUACUGCUGCCCUUAAGGAACGCAACGUGCAUGCCUGAAAUGAGGGCAGCGACUGGUGCAGUACGGCAGUCGCAUAUUUGAGCAAAGGAAGAUGCGUGUUUGUGUCUGUGUGUGUACGUGUGUGUGUGUGUGUGUUGCAUGGUUUCAGGGUUGAUUGACAGGAACCGAGUCAGGAUUUUGAAAACUGAAAGAUUGUUUCCACAGUAAACUAAAAGGGACACCAGAAGAAAAUACAUUCCUUUAAAAGUGUUAAUGGUGAGGAUUCCUCCAACAGACUGGAAGUGUAGAAAAAUACACUUUGGAUCCUUUUAAUGUUUCUGGCUCUGACUUUUGUCAGCAAUUAUCACUACGCACCCUCUGCAGGUAUAACACACUACUCUGAAAUGACACACAAACUGCAUUUAAAUCGAAGGCUUCAUAUGUGGUUUACCACUUUUUCUUCAGUCAUUAAUUCUAACAUUUCGAAUGACUAACUAAAGCCACUAAGGACUUUUUUUUGCCACAGCUUCUCAUGCAGAAGUCGAGUCUGUUGCUCCUUCCAUCCCAUUUCAGUUUCUGUGACACUGUUCCUGCUGUUGAUAAAGAGUGUCUGCUGAAAUAGAGUAAUAUAUCCUGAAGUAGCUGGGCAAUUUGAUUUCUAUCAGUUUAAAGAAGGACGGCACUGAGGCUGAUGUCCUUUCCUUGUUUGUUUAUUCUCAGGGUAUUUUAAAGGUUCGACAGUAACGCAGGGAUCUGAAAAUAGAGAAGCAGAAAUGAAAUCCUGUCCAGGGCGUGGCAUCUGACUGACAAGGGACACCAGUCCUUUUUUUAUUGCUUCAUGAAAAUGUAUGCUGUAUAUUACUGUGUGCUGAACAUGAAAUUCAAAUAUGUUUUCUCAUAAAGGCUGGUGAACACUCUACAUUUCAAGGUCAACAUUCAGAGACGGAGUGCCUGCGAGUCUUUACUAAUCCCACUUGGACAUGAAGGGAGGCGCUUGCAAGCACCUCCCGAAAACAGGAAAUGCGAGGCUCUGAAAUUUGGGUCGGGAUGGAGAACAUAUUGAAAUAUCCUCCACUCCAGCACCUUCACUUCCUACAGACACUGUACAAUUUAACAAUAUCAGGAGGUACAUAUUAUUUCAGCCCCGGUUGCAAAGCUGAACAUAACAAUGUCUGUGUGCUCUGCUGUCCCCCUCUUCCUCUAAAUUGUAACUCUCUGUGCUGGGGCUAUCAUUUGGAAUGAAUCAUUCAUGAGGUGGGUGCCUCUCGUUCUCGAGCUGUCUGAAGCAUGUACCUGUUUAAAAUGAAUAGAGCUGGUCACUGUGCAGGCCAGAAUAGUUCAUAUGUAGCAGAGAAUGUGUGAAAGCGUAAGGGUCACUUUAACUUUUCUUCAUUUUUUUACUGGAAAAGACACAGAGAAAGAGAGAGUAAAGUUUUGGUAUGUUGUUCUCUGUCAAAGUCUCUCAGGCUGUUGUCAGGGAGUUGUAAUGUGCUGAUUUCUUUUUGAAAUGUAUGCACAGUUUUCCCUCAUCAGUUCUGGAGUUUGAUAUAUAGCUGCAUAUUUCCUGUGGUUAUCAGCCAGGACUCAUCAGAUACAGUGUAAAGAGGC